Molecule: messenger RNA, 528 nt
Organism: Scylla paramamosain (green mud crab)
Lineage: Eukaryota; Metazoa; Arthropoda; Malacostraca; Decapoda; Portunidae
Exons: 6
Coding region: 1-528 (175 amino acids)
Source: RefSeq, a predicted model, not a curated record
AUGGGCAAGCCGCCUGUCACAGUACCAGUAAGUAGAGCCACUACUGGAGCAUCAAGCAAGAAGCAAGUGUUCAAUGUGAUACUGGUGAGCGGUGUAGUGUGGAUGUGUGCGUCCAUCAAUCUUUCGCAGCUACGCCUUUCCUUGAGGCGGCUGGAGCAGGAAAUCGCCGAGCCGUGCUGCAGAGAGGAAAGGAUGGCAGGUGGUGCCACGGUGAACACUCCCAACACAUGCAGGAGGAAACAGUGGCGGGAGCUUUUUCCUUCCUCGCGGCCAGACGACGCGGACUGGCUUUUUCCUGCUCCUCCUGACACACUCACAGUUUACCGAUCCGAGGCAGAGCAACGAAGCGCGGCGAACUGGGUGAUUCACAAGCAACUCCUCUCCUUCCCGACUGUGAGAUGUGGAGCUGCAUGUCUCUCAUUGCAGGCGACUCAGAGAUCACGUCGCAGGUGGCGGGCAGCACGCAAAGCACUGCAAGCCCACCACUGCCGGAGACAUCGCAACGGUGCAGCGCCCCUGCUUGGGUGA